This is a messenger RNA of Gossypium arboreum, 828 nucleotides long. RefSeq names its product protein SELF-PRUNING. Gene Ontology annotation, cellular component: cytoplasm; nucleus. Lineage: Eukaryota; Viridiplantae; Streptophyta; Magnoliopsida; Malvales; Malvaceae. Gene Ontology annotation, biological process: negative regulation of flower development; vegetative to reproductive phase transition of meristem. The coding region runs from base 66 to 584 and encodes 172 amino acids. The transcript has 4 exons. The record is from RefSeq and is a predicted model, not a curated record.
CUCCAAUCGAGCAUAUAAGAUAUAUAUAUCCCUUGAUUCUCUGUCUUUAAUUCAGAACUCCUCAAAUGGCAAGGGAAGUAGAGCCUCUCAUGGUUGGGAGAGUCAUAGGAGAUGUUAUGGAUUCUUUCAUCCCAAGUAUUAAAAUGUCGGUCACUUUCAACAACAAACAAGUCUUCAAUGGGCAUGAGUUUUAUCCAUCAACUGUUGUCACCAAACCUAGGGUAGAGGUUGUAGGAGGUGACAUGAGAACUUUCUUCACUCUGGUCAUGACGGACCCGGAUGUUCCUGGACCUAGUGAUCCUUACUUAAGGGAGCACCUUCACUGGAUUGUGACAGACAUCCCUGGCACCACAGAUGCCACAUUCGGAAGGGAAGUGGUGAGCUAUGAAAACCCAAAGCCAAAUAUAGGGAUCCACAGGUUUGUGUUCGUUCUUUUCAAGCAGAAACGUCGACAGAUAAUCAAGUCACCUUGUUCAAGGGAUAACUUCAACACUCGACGUUUCGCUUUUGAGAACGAUCUUGGCCUUCCUGUUGCUGCUGUGUAUUUCAAUGCUCAAAGAGAAACAGCUGCAAGAAGACGUUGAUUAACCUGCACAAAAGUAUAUCUGUGAUGGGGUGGUCUUGAUCAACUAAUAUUUGUGUGGUUUUUCUAUUCAGUAUAAAGAUAUAUAUGUAUAUAGGCUUGUUCUCUAUUAAAAAUAAAACUUUGUGCAGAGAUCCAUCCUCCUCCAAACUCUGCCAUUGGUUUGAUUUCAAUUAAGAAUUGUUGAAGUUGAAGCUGAAAUGUUUUUCAGUACUUAAAUCUGAAAAAGUGCAACUUUUGAAUUA